AGCCCCGUGCACUGACCUGCUGCCAUAAAGACAGCCCCGGGCCAUGCCUGGGGGAGGGCCCCUCGCCGGGUACACCACGAGGCCGCACACGGGGCUACUCCAGGGCUGCAUGGUGACCGCUGGGCUAUGCGUUCUGCGUCCCUCAGGCCAGCGGACGGGACAAGCGCGGGAUGGAAAAGACUCCAACCGUCAUGUUAAGGUAAAGCAGAAAAGUGCAGUGCUGAACAUGCUAAAGAAGUUGGACAAAAUAAGGUUCAGAGGUCACAAGAGAGAUGAGUUCCUUGAUUUAGCAGAGUCUCCAAAUGCUUCUGACACUGAAUGUGGAGAUGAAAUCCCAGUGAAAAUACCUCGAACAGCACCCCGAGACAAUGAAGAGCUGAGAGACCCUGCUGGUCCAGGGACCAUCAUCAUGGCUUCAGGAGUUCAGGAUUUUAACAGAACGGAGUCUGACAGACUGAAUGAAAUCAAAGGUCACCUGGAAAUAGCCUUACUGGAAAAACACUUUUUGCAGGAGGAACUCAGGAAGCUGAGAGAAGAAACGAAUGCUGAAACAUUAAGACAAGAGCUAGAAAAGGAACGACAGAGGAGGCUAGAACUAGAACAAAAAGUCAAUGAAGUACUUAAAGCAAGAGCUGAAGAGGUGUCUGCAACUCAACAACCUGCAAAGCCACAGACACAAGCCAAUGGAGCAGAUAAACGUAGUCACACAGUGUGUUCAAGACUCCAGAAGUGGUUUUGUGACAAAUUUGGGGAGUAUGUUGAGGACUUCAGAUUUCAACCAGAGGAGAAUACAGUGGAAACAGAGGAGCCACUUAGUGCUAGAAGGUUGACUGAAAAUAUGAGAAGAUUAAAGAGAGGUGCCAAACCCGUUACUAAUUUUGUGAAGAACCUUUCUGCCUUAUCAGACUGGUAUUCUAUCUACACUUCUGCUAUUGCCUUUAUUAUUUACAUGAAUGCUGUAUGGCAUGGCUGGGCCAUUCCUAUGUUCUUAUUUUUAGCAAUUUUGAGGUUGUCCCUAAAUUACCUCAUAGCCAGGGGUUGGAGAAUACAGUGGAGCAUUGUGCCUGAAGUUUCUGAACCUGUGGAACCCCCAAAAGAGGACCUGACCGUGUCUGAAAAGUUUCAGCUUGUUCUAGAUGUGGCUCAGAAGGCGCAGAAUCUUUUUGGGAAGAUGGCAGAUAUACUGGAAAAAAUUAAAAACUUGUUCAUGUGGGUCCAACCAGAAAUAACACAGAAGCUCUACAUUGUUCUAUGGGCAGCUUUUAUUGCAUCCUGCUUUUUGCCCUACAGGAUUAUUGGACUUGCAAUGGGACUCUAUGCUGGAAUCAAGUUUUUCCUAAUUGAUUUCAUCUUCAAACGAUGCCCCAGACUAAGAGCUAAGUAUGAUACUCCUUAUAUCAUCUGGACAAGUCUCCCAACAGAUCCUCAACUCAAAGAAAGAUCUAAUGCUACGGUGUCGAGACGACUUCAAACAGCAGCAUCCAGAAGUUACGUGGGCUCAAAUGCCCCAGCUGGAAUAAACAAAGAUGAAGACACGAGUCGUUUCCAUACCACCAAGAGGGGGAAUUUCCAUGAAGUUUUUAAUCUGUCAGAAAAUGAGCGUCCUUUGGCAGUGUGUGAAAAUGGCUGGCGUUGUUGCUUGAUAAACAGAGAUAGGAAGAUGCCUACAGACUACAUCAGAAAUGGAAUUCUGUACGUCACAGAAAAUUACUUGUGCUUUGAAAGCUCCAAAUCAGGCUCAUCUAAAAGAAAUAAAGUUAUAAAGCUAACGGAUAUAACAGAUAUUCAGAAGUAUAAAGUGCUCUCUGUUCUCCCGGGAUCAGGGAUGGGUAUUGCUGUAUCAACACCAUCUACACAAAAACCUUUGGUGUUUGGUGCUAUGGUACACAGAGAUGAAGCUUUCGAGACGAUUUUCAACCAGUAUGUGAAAAUAACCUCUGCAUCAUCAAACAGUGAGAGCUAGUAUCUUAUCUUAGAAAACCUAGAGGAAACUUUCUUAUUUUACAAUUUGGUAGUGAAAAAAAAAUGAACAUCCUCAUCUAUUUUGCAAUAAUUUUUCUUGUCUGGUGGUUUAUAUUCUAUCUGUUACAUAAAUCAAGUGUAUUUUAUAUAUGCCUUCAUGUUUGUUUUUAAGGUUUUUGUAAAAAAAAAAAAGUAAAAAACCCACAAAAAAAAAAGAAACAAAACAGUGGAAGUGCUAUCAUCACUAUUAGCCUUGUACAUUAAGCACUUUUAAUGUUUAUUUACUGACAUGAAUAGCUCGAAAGACACUAGGAGAAGCGAUGAAAUAAUGGACUGAAACAGACUGAUCCCUUUUAACUGCACUUAUAUCACUGGGGAUACGUUGGACCCAUUAUCUCUGUUAUUUUUUCCCCAAGAUGUGAGAAUGACAACUGCAAUAUCCUGAAGUCUGUUUCUUCAGCUUUAAGUUUUUUAUUGGGUUCUAUAUUAAAACUGGUGGCAACACCAAGGAAGUAUUAUCAUCUUAGUAUUUCCAUAUUUGUAACUGCACUUAAAAUAACUCCUCCUUGCUAAAUCUUGCAUCCAAGAAGGUUAUAUACCAGUUGGCUUCGGAUCAGUUUUUUCUGCAUAGAGAUUUAAAUUGUUUGUACAGUGAAUUGGAGGAAAAUGAUUCUAGCUAUAUCUUCCUUUCCUGAUUAACCAAAGUAAGAGGAAGGAAGGCAGGCAGAUACUUUUUAUAAAAGAGGGCAUCAAAAUGUUGUUCCUAAAAUGUUAGGCAUCGUAUAUUUGUAUUUCUGUAGAUACUUGUCAUAGAAGGGCUCAACUGUUGUACAUGUUGUAUGUACAAGGUGUUUGUAUGUUAAUGCACAAAAGACUCAUGGGCUUUUUGUGUUGGGGGAGCUGGGAAUAGUUAAACUAAACUGCGACGUGGCUAUUUUUUAAUUUGGCUUUUCUCUAGAGUUACCUUAUAAUAACACUACAAGACAGCAGCUGAAAGCACUAUUUCCUUCUCAAAACGUCAUUUGAGGGGCAUUGCGAUGUCGCUGUGUUUCCACUUGCAAAAUUAAAUUUUAGUAACAAUUAAACCCAACUGCCAGGUAAAACAGGAAGGCUGUGCUCCUUCUCUAAACUCUCUCAGGCCUUUCUAUCAGCAAAGCACAUACUGACCUUCAUCUUUAAUACAGAAAGCUUUUAUAUUCUAUACAAUAGCACCCAUCUGAGAGGUUUAGAAUUCUAUUUGCAUUUUUCUUGAAGCACAGUAGGAGUUACGCUAAGCCUUCCAGUUUGUCUUUUCCUUCUCUGUGUCUUUUGAGUCGAGUAGUGUGAUGUCUCCAGAUGUUAUGUGAAGGCCCCCAAAAAAGUAAUGGAAACGCAAAUUCUUAUAUAAAAAAUAGGACUUGGUUUCACAGAUUUUUUUUUUAAACAGGGAUUUUUCUUUCUUUAUAUGGGGAAAAGGAUAGAAUGAAGGAGGGGCAGAGCCGAACACCAAAGGAUCUUUAACACUUAGCACAGGUUUUACUUAAAGUAACUAAAUGCAGCAGUACUGAAGGAGGCAGUUAAACUGUACAAAACUGUUUCAGUCUGGCUGUGAAGAAGUAUGAUGCAAAGAACUUAAAGUGCACCUGAUGCGAAGAAAUACUGUUGAAUACUGUGAUUUGGUUGGGUAUUGUGAAGUAAAACAUUGUCUGUAGUAAAGCACCAUGCCCUGGGUGGAACUGUGAACAGGAGAGAAUCCGUAAGGGCUGGGAUGUCAUUUGGGAGAUCUCUGUAGAGCAAUGCUUCAACUUUGCGACCAGAAAAAGGGGUGCAUUUCUAAUGCUGCCCGUGUGUAUGAGCCAUGGGGUACAUCAGGACCUGAAAGCUUACCACAUAAGUGAGGCUGGGUGGGCAGUCCACUUUGCCACCAUCUAACAUGGAUGCUGCUUUGCAGUUCAGAGUUUCUUCGCUUGACAUACGCAGGUUUUAUGUUUAAAUUCCUUGAACUUAAUUUUUUUCUUCAAACCUGCUUUAAAAUCAAUUAAUCUUUUUGUAAUUGUUUUGUAUUAUCAUUUGGCUUUCCUAUCUACAAGCUUCCCUGAAUAGUGAGUGUGGCUAAUAAGCAUUAAAAUCGCUUAAUGUUAUAUAAAUCUUAACCAGAUUCAUUCAUUUUGUCUUAAGGAAAAAAUCCCUUGGGCGUGUUUAAAGCUAUUGGUUUGUUUUUUUUUUUUU
Messenger RNA from Numida meleagris (helmeted guineafowl), 4170 nucleotides. It is a transcript of the gene GRAMD4, whose product is annotated as GRAM domain containing 4. The coding region runs from base 44 to 1963 and encodes 639 amino acids. The record is from RefSeq and is a predicted model, not a curated record. Gene Ontology annotation, biological process: negative regulation of toll-like receptor 9 signaling pathway; apoptotic process. The transcript is spliced from 19 exons. Lineage: Eukaryota; Metazoa; Chordata; Aves; Galliformes; Numididae.